Messenger RNA from Sporothrix schenckii 1099-18, 4014 nucleotides. Its product is annotated as f-box domain containing protein. Lineage: Eukaryota; Fungi; Ascomycota; Sordariomycetes; Ophiostomatales; Ophiostomataceae. Gene Ontology annotation, molecular function: protein binding. The transcript is spliced from 3 exons. Bases 1 to 4014 code for a protein of 1337 amino acids. The record is from RefSeq and is a predicted model, not a curated record.
AUGGAUGGCGAUACCAAGCACCAAAACAACCAACAGGAAGACAUGUCUGCCUCGAAAAAACGCAAAAUCACUGGCGACGAUGCGUUUUCAGAUGCAGAGGCAGUCUUGAAUGCCACGAACGGACUGGCUGCUCAGUCAAAAAAGCCGAGGCUGGACGAAUCCAACCGCUUUUCCACGGAUAGAUCACUCCUGCCCACUGAGAUUUGGCACCACAUCUUUUCCUUCUGCCCCCCUAGGACGUUGGGGAAUUUGUUGAUGGUCAACAAAUUGUUCAACGCCUACCUAGAUCCGGCUUCGCCUGUCGUGGUGGAAAAGCGUCCACCACCGCUGGCCAAGUCUGUCGUCAAAGCCAUAAAGCCAAAUGAUAUUUGGCGCAAUGCACGACGCACCUUUUGGCCAAACAUGCCUGCCCCUUUGAAGGAAAAGACGGAGCUGGACAUGUGGCGUCUUGCCUGCUCAUCGACCUGCCAGUUUUGUGGCAAGCGGGACACGCGACGCACGUUUCCUGCGACGGACCCUCUUCGCGGACCAGGCCUCGAUGGUGUGGCCCGUGUCUGGGAGUUCCGAGAAAUGGACUUGGUUUUGUCGGCUGGUUCAACGUUCCUCAUUCCAGCCCUUCAAUUUGUGUUUGUCACCUCACUAGCCUGUGUUGUCCCACUUCACGUUAUAGAACGAGGCCAGCUUCCGGCUUCGUCAACAUUGACAAAGUUGUUUUGGGCGUCUGACGUUGAGAGCCUACGCGAGGAGUUUGCGUCGGUGAGAGAGAUCGGUGCUCCUGCAGCAGAGGAAUGGCAGAAAGGCUUAUCGAAACGAGGCUCUGACCAACGAGUCAAUAUCGCAAAAUGGGAAAAGUAUGACGACUCUGGUGGUGUUGCCAACAUGAGAAUGCUUCUGCAUCCAGAUGUCAAGGGCCAGCCUCCUACUGUUCUGGAGCCGACUCAACGUACUGAGCUCACACAACCCCCAAUUAAAAAUCAAGAUCCAGAGGGAAAUAUUAUGCCCGCGUCUGCCACGGCUGUCGAAGGACAAAAGCUGGUUUCGACUUGUGUGGCAAAGCCUCCCGAUCCACCGGCCAAAAAAGAAAAGACGUCCGAAGAAAUUGACGCUGAAUGGGAUCUGAUACAAGGUCCUGUCCGACUCAAGAUCCUUCGAUACGCUGACGAAGCAAUCAUUGGUGACUGGGACGAUGGUGAUAAGGUGACGAAAGACAAUGCUCCGGCGUUUGCUGCCGAUGUCCUGCUUCAUGUACGAAAACGGUUCUACACGGAAGUCGAAAACGACGCAAAGGCGGCACGGGCGUUCGGUCGAGAGCCGACCGUUGACCCUGUUGGCGGACCGUUCACCCAAAAGCUCACAUUGGAGAAUCUGAAGUACGUGUUUGACGUCAAAGUCAAGCCGAUCACGUCCAAAUUUCGCACCGAUUUGUUCCUUUGCCCUGUUUGCGAUGCAAGCAUGAAAUUCUUCGGUUUUGAGGGCGCCAUUCAGCACUACGCAGCGAAGCACACGAAUAUCCUUAGUGUUGGCAAUAUCGUUGUUUACUGGAGGGCCGAGUGGCCAGAGGACCCCCCGUUCCGGCCAAAUCCUCGCACUGCUAAGGGCACAGGUUUGCCGGUGCCACUACCUCAAUCUCCGACAGCAAAGCUUCCAAAUCAGCGAGGCCCCGGCCCGGCGGCUAAGCGCUCUGGCAAGGACCAUCAACAAUUUGGUGCUGCACAGACUCUGCACUACCAAGGAUCGGCGACUCAAUUCCCGCCGCCACCAUCACAACUCCAGUCUAGUCAUGUCCAACCGACGCAAUUCCAUAUGCAGGCCAAUCCAGAUGACGGUAGUCUCUACAGUGGACCGUCCUUUGGUCCUAAUUCGCAACAAGGUGGUUUCUCUUUUGGCGCUCCCUCGUACCACAACCCAGUCGGACAACGGACGGGGCCAGGUUCGUUCCAACCGCCGCCGGUCUACCAGCGUGCAUCUUAUGAACCACUCGCUGGAGGAGCGAAUCAAGAUGCUCGUUCUUUCUCCACUGGACCGCCAGCACAGCCUUCUGUUUUUGAGGCUCCGGGACCAGUUGUUCCCCCGGAACAUCAAGCUUUGAACCCCUUCAUCUCGAAAGAGCCUUAUCAGGCCCAUUCUUCUGCUGUGGUCCCGUCCAAUCCGGUUGACCAAGCUCCGAAAUCGCCCUACCAAGAACGGCUUGAUGAGCUUGUACGAUACGCACGUGUACUGUGGAAGGAUCUGCUGCCUCUCCCUCGCAUCCCUGAUGUUGUCAGAAUCCAGACUUUACUCUUUCAUGCAAACAAACACUACCAUCAAAUGUUUGGCGCACAGUUGCCAUUGACCCUCUUCAAAGAUAGAAUCUUGAAGUCCGUGGGUAUGGCACCCAUUGGCAUCAUUCAGAAACUGCGCUGUUUCGCCUGUACUAGAGGCCUUGACCCUGUGCAGCACAACAAGAAAGAACAGAUUUUGUUCACAUUUGCGGAACUUAUGACGCAUUUUUCUCAAGCACACAUUGAGGGUCGGACAAAAUGGUCGAACCCAUUCAAUGUGAAUCCAAAUGCGGCCAAUCUGCCUCGUAACUGGUUGACUGAGAUGCUGGCCCUUCCUCCCAAGCAUGAACUCGCUAAUAUGGCCAAGGCACCGCGUGGAAAGACCAUCCGGCUUGUCCUGGCUGAAGCAAUCCAAGAUGCUAUUAACCAUCAACAGGACAGCGUCACGGAAUCUGAAGCGCAGAAACCAAACCCAGAACCUGCAGCCGCGCAUACGGAGAACGGCGGCCUUACUUGGAGACAUGCAGAUGGCGCUGCAAGACCGAAAGCGACCGGACCUUCACGUCUAUCGAAGACUUCAACAAGUGUUGUCCUGCCUCGCGAAAAUCGAGUGCCGGACGUCAAUCUUAAGCCGAAAUCCCAAAAGGCGCACGAAAGGGGAAAUGGUAGUCAACCUGUGGGAAAACCUGCAAAAAAUUCAGUGGAGAAUCUAGCAGAGAAGCCUGCAAUUACUAUCAAGGAAGAAGUGCAAGAACAUAACCAUGUUCCACUACCCGUACGUGUUCCUGCCGCACCAGAAGGCAAGCAGGAUUUAUUGGGGGCACUUGAGGCGCACUUGGAUGGUAAGCCAUUCACCCGUACGUCGGCAGCAAGAGAGCCGCCACCGCCUGUUCAUCCCCUAGCCCGUGUGGUGUACGUUGACGAGUACGGCCGCGAAGUCGUUCCGAGACGCGCCGACCAACGCGACUUGUAUCGUGGUGGCCGCGAUCACCCUCGCGACGGCGAGCGGUAUGGUCGAUAUGUUGCGGUUGAGAGUGGCGAGCCGUAUCAGAGACAGGCACGAUCACCUCCUGCAAACCAAGGCAGCUACGGUCCACCAUCUCGUGCCCCUACUGGGCAGUACUGGAACCGCAGCCCACCCCUAGCGCGACGAUACGCCGACGAGCCAGUGUAUUCCGGAUUCCCCAUGGGCUACGAGGACGCGUAUGAACGUGGUGCGCUGCCUGGACCGCACCAUCAUUAUGCCCGCGCCCAGCCACGCCAAGAGCACUAUUUAGACUAUGCCGAUAGGGCGGGUCGUGCGGAGGUGGCCUACCGACCAGCAGACUAUGACUCAUACGAAACUUACGAAGUCGUGCAGGUUACUGGACCAGAAGGCGAGUACCUGGUCAGACGUCCGGUGCGACGGGAGGCACCGCCUGCUGGCCAGAGGGGUUCUGGGCGCCACUAUCCGUCCUCGACAGUCACCCCUGCACCCGUACCGUAUGAUGGUGUCGGCGGAAGGGAUGCUGGUGGCAUUGUGCGACACGAUCACACUGAAAGCUACCGCGGAUCAGGCUACGGCGCACAGUCCGAAUCCUACGGUGCCGGAAACCUGGCGUACGAACGACGCGUUGUGGGCGAAGGACCAGAAGCAGUACCACACCACUCGGUGGCACGGUCAAACCCGGCCUAUUAUGACGAGUAUGACCCGCACAACCCAUCGAGUGGAGGGGCGAUGCAGAGGGCACCGAGUCAGAUACAGUACCACUAG